This is a messenger RNA of Cercospora beticola, 1647 nucleotides long. RefSeq lists its product as uncharacterized. Gene Ontology annotation, molecular function: protein binding. NCBI's taxonomy places the organism in Eukaryota, Fungi, Ascomycota, Dothideomycetes, Mycosphaerellales, Mycosphaerellaceae. The record is from RefSeq and is a predicted model, not a curated record.
AUGUCUUUGCUCGGCCUGCCCACGGAGCUCCUGGACGACAUCAUUCUCCAAGUCUACAACAACGGCGACCUCAAAAGCAUAGCGCAAUCAUGUAAGCGAAUCUACCAGCUCAGCAAGCCACACUUGGAGCAGGACCACAUCUUCAGGCGACAAUGGAGACACGUCGCAGUGUCCGAGAAGCAGUCAAUCUUUUCAGUGCUUGCUGCCAUCGCAAGAGAGCCUGUCAUCGCUCGAUUUGUCCGGGACUUGGACCUGAGAUCCGCUGACGAAUCUGCCGACGAACGAACGCGUAGAGUCAGAUUCGAGCCUCAAAAUGGGGGAUACGUGAAAUAUGGAGAGGACGCCGAAUUCGUGCGCACGCUGGUGCGCUCUUUGCCGCAGCUCACUUUGGCGAAACACGAUGCAAGUGACUGGAUAGUUAUGAUCAUGCCACUGAGAGUGGCCGUGCGGCGAGCGAGGGACCAGGAUUUUCCAACAUCUCGAGAUAUGGUCAUGCAUCGUAUUGUCUUGCUCUUGACGCUACUUCCAAAUCUGGAGCGACUUAGACUGCCGAAAUUCUGGGCUCGCACAGAAGCCGGAGAACCAGAGACGUGGAAAGAAGUUCUUUCUGUCAUGGUGAACGUGGCAAACGAUCGUCGAGAUAUUCUGGGACCAGAAGGGCACUCUGAGGCACCUCUCGCGAGGCUGGGGCAAUUGCUACCCUCCCAAGAGACCGAUGAAGACGGAAGAUGUCGAGCAGGCCUCAAGGAGGUUGCACCGCUUUUCCUGCUACCAGGCUUGGAGCAAGUACACAUCAUGAAGUAUAUGGCCCACAGCAAUGACAACAUGUAUUCAGGCAUCUCGUUCGACUGGUCUGGCUCACCUAGAGUGUCUCUCGGCGACGCCAUGUCGAAUGUACGCUCUCUCCACUUCGAAGCUUGUUGCAUCGACGCUGCAAACAUCGGUCGCAUACUGGAGCGCAUGUCGGCUCUCACAUCAUUGAGGUAUUCUCACCACGCCACAUGGAACGGCGCCGGCCACAACUGGAAUGCAGGAGCCUUUGCUGCUGCAGUCUCAGCGCACUGUGGGUCGCAACUCACACAGCUCUCGCUAACGGUUCGUCAUCGAAUGGGAGCGAUUGAAGGUGGAAUCGUUUCUUUGCAUGAGCUCACGGCUUUGAAGGAGGUCCAGUUAGAUCUGCAGAUGUUUGCGGCCCCGCCAUCAGCCAGUGACUUCCGAUCGAGGUUCGGGGGGCUCUCCUUGGCAGCAGACGCUGAAUCGAACAUAAAUGGCAUCCUACCAUUGUCUCAGAUCCUCCCGAUUGGCAUGGAGCGUGUAAGCUUGGUCAUGCAUGCAGGGCAUGGUAUUGAGCAUGGACAGAGUGAGCUGGACAUUGUUCGAAAGCAGCUACGAACACUCAAGGCUCUUUUCGCUGCGGACCUCACAAUAUCACAUCGGUGCUUGCAGCAGGUCAUUCUGCGGCAUGACGGACAAGCCAUAGAUUUGGGCAUGCAUACGAUCGUUGGCCAAAGUGGCAAACGCAGUGAUGUAUCAUUGGAGUCGCAGGUCGCGCGUCUGCUGAGAGGAACUGGAGUGGUGGGCGUACUGAUUGAUGACAGCCAUGAUGCUUUUGAGUCUAUGCCGUGGGAGAACGGAGACGAAUAUUGA